This is a messenger RNA of Talpa occidentalis (Iberian mole), 360 nucleotides long. Its product is annotated as keratin-associated protein 19-2-like. NCBI's taxonomy places the organism in Eukaryota, Metazoa, Chordata, Mammalia, Eulipotyphla, Talpidae. The record is from RefSeq and is a predicted model, not a curated record. The coding region runs from base 1 to 360 and encodes 119 amino acids. The transcript has a single exon.
AUGAGCUACUACGGCAACUACUAUGGUGGCCAAGGCUACGGCUAUGGAGGCUUCGGUGGCCUGGGCUGUGGCUGUGGCUGUGGCAGCUUCCGCAGAUGGGGCUGUGGCUGUGGCUGUGGAGGCUACGGAGGUUAUGGGGGUUAUGGAGGUUAUGGAAGCUUUGGGGGUUAUGGAGGCUAUGGCUCUGGCUUUGGGGGUUAUGGAGGCUAUGGCUCUGGCUUUGGGGGUUAUGGAGGCUAUGGCUCUGGCUUUGGGGGUUAUGGAGGCUAUGGCUCUGGCUUUGGGGGCUACAGGUGUGGCUGCUGCCGCCCAUCCUGCUGUGGAGGAUAUGGAGGAUAUGGCUUCUCCGGCUCCUACUGA